CAAGGAUGGGAUUUAAUUAUUAGAUUUCUCCCAUUUACAAUAUUUUUACACUUUCAGGAGACUUGAAAGUGCUUCAAUAAAACUCAGACCUUGACUAUUUUCAUUACCAAUACCAAUGAAAUCAAAAGGGGCACGGGUGUAAUGCACAUUUAUACAGUAUGUGUGUGAAUUCUUAGUUAUGUGUGUGGUGCUUUUAAGCAGAACAGUGAACUGGACAGUUUUGACAAGCCUAUCAGAUAGAGGAAGCUUAUUUCCUCAUCUUUUGAUGUGCUUGGUAAAAUAGAAAACAAAGAUGCAAUAUGAUGUGUGAUUAUAAAGGCUAACCAUGUAGCUUUGCUAAAAAAAAAAAAAAAAAAAAAACAGCAUUUUUUCCAUCAGCUAUGGCAUCCAGCUAUACUGCAUGGUACCUCCAAAUGAAACUAAAGGACCGCCAGGGACAAUUACAGAAGGAUCCCAGUGGGGUAAGCUGCGAGUCUAGCACUUUUACACCAACUACGAGGAGCGCUGCCACCUUCAGCCCUCUGGCUCACUCUUCCUCCAGAGAGACUCUGCUUUCUAGAGGAGGCCUCUCCACCCACAGCUCUACAUCUUCAGAAGCCUCAAAAGAGCCAGAAAGCUACGCAGCUGCAUUGAAACAGUUAGCUACACUGACCAAUGAGCCCCAAGAGAUUACUUAUGCUGGUGGCAAGACUGCUCCAGACACACUUAAUCUCAACCCUCCCAGCAGAACUCUUCAGAGAACCCUUGGGAAACCCAUGCAUGCUGCCAGAUUUACUCAGACAUGUCCUGAAAAUGAUACCUGGAGGAAGGACAGAUCUCAGGUCAUGUCCUUUAUUGGUUUUCCACAGCCAUACCUGACUAGGCAUGUUAGAAAUAAUCUCCCUAAUUCAAGUUCCUGCUGGGUGAAACAUGGAACGUCCACCUCUUCUUCUCUUCCUGCUCACUUUUUUCCACGAAGCACAGAACAGGAUGCAGGAUUCUCUUCACUCGGUUUUCAGAGAACAUUGUCUCAGAGUAUACCAACAGGAAAUGGUGCUAAGGGUUACUUCACUGGGUUUCAUCCAUAUAUCAGCAGAGACAUGAUCUGUCCCCUUCCAUCUUAUCCUUGUCUGUACCUGGACUCAACCCCUUCAACAUCAGACUACUUCCCUGGUUUCACUCCACGGCUCUCUCUGCAUCCUUAUUUUUACAGGAGCAGCAGAGAGAAAACAUCAAGCCACAGGUCCAGAGAAGAUAAACAUGAGAAUCAUUCUUGCUGUACAACCCUGACAAAUGCAGGAGACAGUGAGCUGUCACUAAACAGAGAACAAAAAAGACUCAACGGACAGAAAGAACUAAAAGAGGAAAAGGACCUAGAUGUUGCAAAGAAUCAACUGCUGAGUCACAAGCUUUCUUUCAACAAAAGCAACAAAUCUCCAAGAGUUAGCUAUGGAGGACAUAAUUUUCAGAGACUAUACCAUGCAGAAGAUCAACAUCAAAGAGAAUGCAAGUUUCAUUCAUCAAUGGUGAUAGACCCUAUGAAAUCUGUUUUGCCUGAGAGAACAACUCUCACAACAGAGGCUGAGAACACCAUUGGUUUUGAAUCUUCAUCAACAUCCUCCUCUUCAUUACCAUACAGAAUUCAUCCUCUAUCUUCUCCUUGGCCCAGUGAACAAGAUCUGAAUUUGAAUAUCUUAAGACAUCAACAUAGCAAUAAGGAAGUCAUCCCAGACCACAAUUUACUGGAAGCAAAUGAAAACCCAGCCGUAACAAUGUAUAUGAAAACUGGUGAAAUCAGGUAUGUUAAAAGCCCACUUCACAAGGCAAAAGGAAACAAUUCAUUCAGUAUCGGCACAUCUUUCCUGGCGCCCUCAGAAAAUUGCCCAAAAGAAACAUUUACAGAGCCAAUAGACUCCACAUGGGUGUUUGAUUUAGGCAGAUCUAAUGUGAAACGGGACAGGAAUGAAUUUGUGAGGCACCAUCUGAAAGGCAGUGCUAAUAUCGCCAACUGUCCAACGACACACAUCCCAGAAUUUAACACAUCAAAAAAUAGAUUAACUGCCUUGCAAAAGAAUUAUCAUAACACCUAUCUGGCACAAGACCAUUGUGGAUUUGUCUCCAUGCCUGACUUGUUAAGUCAUAUCCCUUAUUUUCUGGGACCAGGAAAUAAAAGCACUAAGCAGAAUGCAAGUGGAAACCACAGCAAUCCAAGUGUCCACUGUUCUGAGAUACAUAGCCUGGAUUCAUCAGAAAAGACUGCAAAAACCAAAGUUAACAUUGCACAGGGCCGAAAAGCCCCAGCGUCCAACAACACUGGUAGCAGAGGAAGCUCUACUAGCCACUGUGAGAAACACAGGAGCCCUCUGGAACAGAAAGCUCUUGACAGGGAAACGGACCACCUGAGAAAAAACACAGAUGAGCCCAGGAAAAGAGGUAUACCAUCACACAGUGAGGUUUCUGCGGAUGCGAAACAGGCAAAUAAAGAAUUAUUGCUGAGAGAUUUUAAACAUCCUACUCUAAAAGCAGGCAGUCCACACUGGACUGUAGAUACUGAAAAUGCCAAGGACAAGACAUGGGUGGAGAGAGAAAGGUUUGUGUGUGCCUCAGGGUUUCACACUGCCAGGCCCCACAACCAGUGUUUUGGAGAACUGAAUGGUGGCCAAACCUCAAAGAAAGAACAAUUCCGAACAGUAUUGGAUAUGAAGCACCAUGUGUCUUCUGAAGCAGAAGACAGUGAUGAGUCCAGAUCUCUGUCACCGACUGAAAUGGCAAUUAAGAAAACAGAUUUAGGUUCUUCCAGCUGCUCCAGAGAAAAUCAGAGUAGCCACACGUUUUCUGAAGGUGAAAUGGAUUGGAUACCCAAAUGGCAAGGAAUUGACCACGUAUUUGAGACCUAUCAAGAGUAUACUGAAGAAAGAAAGCUAGAGGAAAGUAUUCUUCAAGAACAGCUGACAAUGCUAAAAGCGAAAAACAAAGAGUUGAAAUUUACAGCAGACAGUCUAAGAGGACAUCUGCAGGAACUGGAGUCAAAUAGACUGGAAUUGGAAAAAGAACGGAAAUGUCAUCAAGCAGCCCUGCACUACCUUAACAAGUGCCUCACAUUUAAAACUUAAUUCACUUAAUUGAAAUUCACUAUUAAUCACUUAAUUCACUUCAAAUUAACAGAUCACUUCCAAUUUGGAGACCAAUUUAGUGAAUAUUUUACAGAGAACAAAUACAAUUAAUUGCUCUAUCAUUUUGACAAGAGUAUACUAAAGGGCUCCUCACAAAAUGCAUACAAGAAUAUUUGAUUUCCAAGAAAACAUUAAUUUAGAAAUCAUAAUACUUGUAAUCCAAGGGAAUUCAACCCUCUAAAGUUUAUUUUAAAUGGGGUACCAUCAGCAAUUAGAUGUGCACAAAAUCACAUCACAAUUGCUGCUGCUUUUUGGGGGUGGAAGAAACAAAGUAAUGGUAUUGGAUGGGACCAUGAAAAUUCUCAGGCUAGAGCUUUAGGUGACCAAUGUUGGAAGCAAUUUAAACUAUACAUCUGAAAUAUACACUUAGCACCAGGUUGCAGAAGCUGUUUCUGGGAUUCAGUCUCUUUUCCUCCAUAGAGGUUUGACUAGCAAACAUAUAUGGCCUUUUGAACUUUGAGGAACCAAAACCAUAGGUUUGCAGAAUGACAUCUCUGGAACAAUCACAAGUUACUAUAUACAUAAGUCCAAGACAUAAAUCCCCUGAAUUUAAUGCAAUUUAGUCCAUGAAUGUGAUCCUACUGUGCAGACCACGAAGACCAGAAGAUGUCCUGAAAUACAUUUGAUAAAAUAUAAAACUGUACUAUUUUGUACCAACUUUUGUCAUGGAAUUAAUAUUGUGUUGUAAUUAAGGCUUUAUUACCACUGUCGUACAGUAAUCCAGAAUGUUUCCUUGCACUGAAGAAUCUGUAGAUUGUGCUGGUCACAGUUAACUUGUUAUUCCCUUUGGCUAAGUAAUAGAAUUAAACUUUUGGGAAUUCUUAUGAAAAUUCAGUUUUUAUUUCUGUUUUACACUAUAUAACGCAGGGGCAUGCUCAGUAUGGAGGCAGAGCCCUGUAUUAAGGGCGACAAGUUGCCUUAGCAACCACUGCUGACCUGGACAACAAAGGACGAGCACAGCUGUGGGGACCCUUUAAGACACACUGAGCACCUCCCCAGCUGGACGAGCAGACCCCCGCAAGGGGAGGACCAUUCAACUGAUAGUCCUGGAGUCCCGGAGGGGAUUGUGUCAUUUUAUUAUUUUUCUUUUCCCCGUCCCACCAUGCAUCUCCACCGGGGAAGGCUGACCUAUUCCUCCAAUGUCCCGCUGUGCAUCCUACACAGGGACAGGCUGAGUUUCUCUUUUUGUUUUAUCCUUGUGCUCCCUGCUCCCGUUAAAUAGCGCAAGUCCAGUCUGGAUAACGCUGUGCCAGGCGGCUUUUUUACCCCAGACUGGACCCUGUUAGGAAGGCUAAGUCCAGCCUGGAUGCUGUGGUGCUCAGUGACACAUUUUUCUUUUUUGUUUUUUUCCCUUUUUGUGUUUUUGUUUUGGUUUUUGCUAACCUCACACCAGUGCCUUAGCCCCCUCAGAUGGGGUUUCGACUUUUACCGGUGCAUGCCAUGGCUCCUCCCACUCCUACAUUGUUACAACUGUUAUGUGCUAUAGAAGGCCAUCUGAGCACGUUUAUUCAGAAACAGAGCCCCAGGGAAUCAACAAUAGUACUGCUGUGCACUACUGCAUAUAUGCAGCUCCCAUUCACAGGAUUCAUUAUU
Molecule: messenger RNA, 4745 nt
Organism: Lepisosteus oculatus (spotted gar)
Lineage: Eukaryota; Metazoa; Chordata; Actinopteri; Semionotiformes; Lepisosteidae
Source: RefSeq, a predicted model, not a curated record